This is a messenger RNA of Panicum hallii, 2229 nucleotides long. Its product is annotated as galactan beta-1,4-galactosyltransferase GALS1-like. The record is from RefSeq and is a predicted model, not a curated record. Bases 295 to 1860 code for a protein of 521 amino acids. The transcript is spliced from 2 exons. Lineage: Eukaryota; Viridiplantae; Streptophyta; Magnoliopsida; Poales; Poaceae.
CCAACCUCACUCAUCGCCUUUCUUCUUGUUCGCCGUCUUCAAUUCCUCCCAAAUUCGCCCCGCAUUCCCCUUCCGGUGCCUCGUUCCAGCUCGCCGGUUGAUCUCCUUCCCCAUCCGGGCCUCCCCGGUGCGAAAGCUACCCACCCCGCCUGCUCCCCACGAGACGCGGAGGAAGUGGGCGGGCAGGCAAGCAACAACCGGCGCCGCGCACACGUUCUCCUGCUCCGCGUGCCGUGCGCUUCACCUCCUCCCAGCGGCGCGGAUCGAGGGGCAACGGGCCGGAUCGGCGGGCCGAUGAAGCCCGCCGCCAGGAAGGACGCUGGCGCCGGCGCCGGAGUUGCCGCAUUCGGCGUCUCGUGCUUCGACAUCAAGUCCUUCGUCGCCUCCCUCGCGCUGCUCACGCUCGUCGUGGCGCUCUGGCAGCUCCAUCCCUACCAGCCGCUCCUCUCCGCCUCCUCCCGCUCGUCCUCCUCCUCCUGCCCCCUCCUCCCCCGCCAUCCCGUCUCAGCAUCCUCCCGCGCCGCCGCCGCAUUCCCCGCCGCCAACUCCGCCGCCGCCAGCACAAAGGCGGCCGCUUCGACCGUUCCCGCCGUCGCGGCGACGAAGCCGGCUGCGGCCGUGCUGCCGGCGGCCCGGCCGCGGGACCCCAACAAGCGGGAGCUCCGGCCGUACGGCAGCGCGGCGGCGCUGUUCGUCCAGAUGGGCGCGUACCGGGGCGGGCCUCGCACCUUCGCCGUCGUCGGGCUUGCCUCCAAGCCGGCGCACGUCUACGGCACCCCCUACUUCAAGUGCGAGUGGGUGCCCAACCCGGACCCGUCGUCGCCGGCGCCGCCGCGGCCCGUACGGACCAAGGCCUACAAGAUGCUCCCGGACUGGGGGUACGGCCGCGUCUACACCGUCGUCGUCGUCAACUGCACGUUCCCCACCAACCCCAACGCCGGCAACCGCGGCGGGAAGCUCCUCGUCCACGCCUACUACUCCACCGCCUCCCGACGCUACGAGCGCUUCGUCGCGCUCGAGGAGGCGCCGGGCUCCUACGACGACUCCCGCUUCCGGCCGCCAUUCCCCUACGAGUACCUCUACUGCGGCUCCUCGCUCUACGGCAACCUCAGCGCCGCCCGCAUGCGGGAGUGGCUCGCCUACCAUGCCCAUUUCUUCGGCCCCAGUUCGCAUUUCGUGCUCCAUGACGCCGGCGGCAUCAGCGCGGAGGUCCGGGCGGUGCUGGAUCCGUGGGUCAGGGCCGGCCGGGUCACCGUCCAGGACAUCCGGGCGCAGGCGGAGUAUGACGGCUACUACUACAACCAGUUCUUGGUGGUGAACGACUGCCUCCAUCGGUACCGACACGCCGCGAAUUGGACCUUCUUCUUCGACGUUGACGAGUACAUCUACCUCCCCGACGGCCGGACGCUGCAAGAGGUACUCGGGCGGCUGGAGCGCUACACGCAGUUCACAAUUGAGCAGAACCCCAUGUCUAGCAUGCUCUGCGUCGAGGAUCCAAACAAGGAAUACUCGAGGGAAUGGGGUUUUGAGAAACUCGUCUUCCGUAAUUCGAUCACUGGAGUCAGGCGAGAUCGCAAAUAUGCAAUCCAAGCUCGGAACGCGUACUCCACAGGUGUACACAUGUCGCAAAAUGUUAUUGGAAGGACAAGCCACAAGACGGAAAGCUUGAUCCGAUACUACCAUUAUCAUAACUCAAUCAACGUCAUGGGGGAGCCCUGCAGGGUAUUUGUGCCAAAACCCACAAAUGGGAGCAAGGUAAUGUUCGAGGGGAUACCAUAUGUUUACGACGACAACAUGAAGCGUCUGGCGGGGGAGAUCAAGCCCUUUGAGGCGGCGACAAUUGGGUCCACCCAUACAUAGCAUCGGUGCAAGAACACCGCCGGUACAUAUACAGUUCUAUUAUUUAUGAUACCUUGAGCCCAUGUGCAUGCGCUCCCCAUGGUUCCCCUCUUGUGUGCUUUUAGCCCCUAUUCCAGCAAAUAUAGGGAAGGAAUCUGAUUUAGUGGUUGACCUAGUGUAAAGUUUCGGUUAAUAUUCUCCUUUCUGUUGGGUGCAUUUUCUUACUUCCCCUUCUCUCGUCUUUGUGAUGUUGUUUUCCGUAUCUCUUUAUAGAUUUGUGUAGACUGAUAGUGUUGGGCUUUAUCAGAUUCUUCUGAACUCCUAUAGGGGGCAGUGUAAAGUGUCUGAUUAUUUAACUUAAUCUCACUGUGUGAAUGGAUUGGAUAUGGA